CUUUCAUUCCAUCCUCAAACUUAAGAGAGUAAAGUUGAAAAUGGCGAUCCUUGGUGCCUCCAAAUUCAUCUCAUCAUUUGUUACUGUUUUAGCAAUACUUUUACUACUCCUCACCUCUGCUCUUGGAACUGCUGCCGAACCUACCAUUAGAUACGGACGUAAACUUCUUCAACCUGGUGGUUAUGCAAAUGACUUACCCAAACCAAAAUCAACUCCAGUACCAUAUUAUGGAUAUGUCGGUCCAGGAUAUCCUGGUAGGGGAGGAUAUUACCCCCCAAGACCAUGAAAACUCUAACCACCACGACGUCGCAGAAAUAACAGGAUCAUUGCUCUUUAAAAUUCUGAUUUUAUAUAAUAGGAGUUAUAAACAAUAUAUAGGUGAUGUACUACUGCAAUGAGCCACAACUAUUGAGUGCAUACACCUGUAUUACAAUCUGUAUCAGCCAAUUAAAUAAUUGAGUAAUUUAUUUA
Molecule: messenger RNA, 471 nt
Organism: Vigna unguiculata (cowpea)
Lineage: Eukaryota; Viridiplantae; Streptophyta; Magnoliopsida; Fabales; Fabaceae
Source: RefSeq, a predicted model, not a curated record